Molecule: messenger RNA, 2151 nt
Organism: Cannabis sativa
Lineage: Eukaryota; Viridiplantae; Streptophyta; Magnoliopsida; Rosales; Cannabaceae
Exons: 7
Coding region: 195-1880 (561 amino acids)
Molecular function (GO): protein binding
Source: RefSeq, a predicted model, not a curated record
UCUUACAAAUUGGGUUAGAGAGGAGAGGAGUUAGUUUUUACAAUUUGGGUUUUCUUUCAUUUGGUUUGGCAUACCAAGAAGCUUUGGGCGGUCCCUUUCUCUUAUUCAUAAUCAUCAUAUUGAGCAGAAUAGAACGACACGAAGAAGAAGAAGAAGAAGAAGAAGGAAAAACGAAAAUGAAGAAGUAAGUAACAAUGGCGGACAACGGAGAUAGCAGCGACACUCAUCUAGAGCGUCUAGAGCAGGAGGAGGCCUUGGUCGCUCUCAUCGACCAUCGUACACGCGAAGUUCAACAUCUCCGCAACCGCCUCUCCUAUUACCAAUCUCAGCUUGAAGAAGCAGAGAAAAGGUUGCUUGAUUCAGAAACUAAGUUGGCUCGUCUCCGAGGUGCAGUGUCAUCUAAGAAAAAUGCAGAUAACGGACAUAAAAGUAUUAAGAUGGAGCGCCGAUCAGUUAGUCCUUCUCAUCAAAAUGAAAGCUCCAGCAAACAACUUCAAUCUAAAUCAAUAGUUGAUAAUGGAACCAAAAGUGUGAAAGUGGAGCGCAGAUCAUCAAGUCCAGUUCGGAAUAAUGAAAAUUCUUCUAGAAAACAAUUACAAUCUAAACCAGAACUUUUAAUUCCUGCUGUUACUCCAAAAACUUCCCAACCUUUAGUGUCAUCAGGCUCUAAAACUUCACGUAGCUCCACUGUGCAAGCCAGUUCAUCUGUCUCCAAUCUCUCCAACAGUGCUGUCAAAGCAAAAGGAGACAAAUCUUCAAGAAUAUAUUCUGAACGGGAAACUACUAAAACCCAUGAGAAGGAGAAAGGGACUAAAAGAAAAUUUGAACAGAAGGAGCAUAAAGAAUUGAUUCCGUUGGUACGUAAUAGCUCUAAACCAUGCAUUAUUCGGUGUGACACUAGCAAUCACAUCUCAAGUCAGCACAAGAGAAAAUUGAGAGCUCUUGCUUUAUGUCCAGUAAAUGAUCAGCUUUUUGUAACAAGUGCUUUGGAUGGAGCAGUCAGUUUUUGGCAAGUGCAAGCCAGGGGUUCAGGUGCAUCUCUGCUUAGUACUACUGAUUGUGCAUCCCAAAAACGAAGGAGAUGGCCAGAAGAUAUAGCUUGGCACCCGGAUGGAACUAGUUUAUUUUCUGCAUAUAGUGCCGAUGAUGGAGAUUCUCAGAUAUCUGUGCUAGAUUUGAAUAGAACACAAGGGAAGGCGCGCGUCACAUUUUUGGAUGAUAAGCCUCAUGUGAAGGGUAUUAUCAAUAGUAUAAUUUUCAUGCCAUGGGAAAAUUCUCAGUUUGUUACUGGCGGUAGUGAUCAUGCUGUUAUGCUAUGGGAAGAGAAAGAUGACAAUAUUUGGAAGUCAAAGCCAUUGCACAGGAAUUUUCAUUCGUCUGCUGUAAUGGGAGUUGCCGGGAUGCAACAGAAGCAUAUUGUACUAUCUGUUGGGGCGGACAAGAGAAUUAUUGGCUUUGAUGCUAAUGUGGGAAGAGCAGAGUUCAAGCAUCAGAUAGAAAGUAAAUGCAUGAGUGUGUUGCCAAAUCCAUGUGACUUUAAUCUAUUCAUGGUUCAUGCUGGGACUCUGGAGAGGCAGCUUCGUCUGUUUGACAUCAGACUGAGACAAACAGAAAUCCAUGCUUUUGGGUGGAAGCAAGAAAGCAGUGAAUCUCAAUCAGCUCUGAUAAAUCAGUCAUGGUCUCCUGAUGGCUUAUACAUUACAUCUGGCUCUGCAGAUCCCAUGAUUCACAUAUUUGAUAUUAGGUACAAUGCAAGCAAACCAUCUCAAUCCAUUAGAGCUCAUCACAAACGGGUUUUCAAAGCCGUUUGGCUUCAAUCCCUUCCGCUUCUCAUUUCUAUAUCAUCUGAUCUAAACAUCGGAUUGCAUAAGGUCACUUAGAACUUUAUAUAAAAGUUACUCAUCUCGUUCCCCUAACAACAAAUCUUUCUCUCUUUUUUGUUCUUUUAUUUACUAUUUUUAUUUUCCUAUCUUCGGAUAGGCAGAGGCAGAGCCAUCAUGUGUCAAUUUUGCAUGAUAUCCCCCUUUCUGCUUCAUUUUUUGGGGGUGUGGCUUUGCCUUUUUAGCAAGGGGAUAUUGAAGUAUCUACAAAAGAACAUAGAAUGAUGUCCACUAAAUUGGAAAAUAAAUAUAAGAGUUGUUUGAAAGAAAA